GGAGAAGAAACUUCAAAAUGGCGUCUGGAUCUCUACCAAAUGCUGUGACACGUUUCUACGAACAGCAGAAGCAGCAACAACAACAACAUCAAGAUCGUCAACAACUGAGACGAGAAGAGGGGAAUGCUUUUAUUCCCAGAACAGCUACAGCUAGCAGCUUACAACAAACUUGGUUGCUGCAGCAACAACAACAACAACUUCAGCAACAACAACUUCAGCAACAACAACAGCAACUUGAUGAACAACAAGAAGAUGGCAACAAUAAUGCAGCUUUUCAGGAAGAAAGCUCCUACAACAGCGUCGAAACCGACCACUUGAUAGAGAGCAACUUGAGAUAUGUUGAGCAAUUACGCAGAGAGGCCCAAAAUGUUGUCGAUGGUGAAACUCUGCUGCAACAACAACGACACCAAUCUCAACAACAAACUGCUGUAGCACCAAAUAAUCUUUUUACAAGAGUAAGAGCAUCAGUGGUAGAUCCUGAAGUAUUAAUCGAACUAGUACGGCAAUAUCCAUGUUUAUGGAAUACAAAGCUGAACGUGUACCGUGACCAAAUUAAAAAGAAAAAAGCCUGGGAGAUAAUUUCAGCAUCGUUAAAUGGAGCUUUUACAGUUGAUGUUUUGAAGAACAAGUGGAAACUUAUUCGAGACAGUUAUAGCCGUUGUAUGCAUAAACGAGAAGAACAAACGAGAUCCGGUGCAGCUGUAUCAAAGCUCGCAAAAUGUAGAAAUUUUGAGGCUCUUAGUUUUCUCAGAAGUGCAGUGUCAUCAAACGAAAGUGAUAGUAAUGUGGAUGAUUCUUUAGCCAGCCCAGAGAUGUCACUUCCAAUCUCACAGCAUUCAAAUAGACAGUCAAUUGAUGAUUCUUUAACUAGUCCAGAGGUGUCGAAAAGAAGGUCAAUUGAAUCGGAUGAUGAUGAAACUUCUUCGAUAACAUCCAGAACAUCAUCACGAACUGAACCGUAUUACAAGCCAACAUCCACUGCAACAAAACGAAAGAAAAAAUUGGCCUCAGAUGUCGAUGUGAUGUUGAUCAAUUCUUUGAAAGAUGUCAGUGCUGUGUGCAGCAACAUCAGUAAACCUGUCGAACCAACACCAACCAAUGUCAGAGAAGAAAAAAAUGAUGCUGAUCAUUUGUUUUGCAUGAGUUUGAUUCCUGUUUUGAAAAGUCUCCCAGCUGUGAAAAACAGACAAGCAAGAUUGAAAAUUCAAGAGGUUCUUUUCAAAAUAGAGUUUGGGGAAGACCUACAGAUGUAGAUUUUGAACUAAAAUGAGUCAAUGUUUGGAAGUACCACCAUUUCGGUUUAAAUUUAAAAAAAAGUAACUUAAAAUCCAUGCAUGAAAUUGUGGCACUCCCAAAUUUUUACAAACCUUAGUUUUAACUUCAGGGGAACUAUCCCUUUGCAUUCUUUGCACAUAAAAAGCUGUCUUCGACUGUUCUAAAACAUGAUUAGUUGUAUAUAUAAAUAAAGGUGGUCAACUAUGAAGUUGUACUUCUGAAAAUUAAUGAGUAUGUGCCAAUGUGUAAUUUCUUUUUUUGAUUUUGAGCAAGCUCAAUCUUCCAUAUUUCGUGACCUGCAGAAAAGUAGGUCAGUUUGACUUUGUAGUCAAGAAAUUUUGAAAGUCCUGAGUACCAAUAGGUUCAAUUCAAGUAGGUAGUGUAAGUUCAACGGACUUUCAAAACAAAAUUAGGUUCGCCGUCUGAAAUCGAACAUUACAACGCUUUUUUUGCACUGGGCUACUCAGGUACAAGGACAAUACACACACAGACAUACGCAAAAAAACAGCUUUUAAAUGAAUUUUUUUUUCUUCAUAUUUUGCAACUCACACAAAUGUUAUAUAUUAUAUACCAGUAUAUAUUAAUUUACUAUAGCUGUAUAUUGUAUUCAUGUUCAAUAUUCUUCAUCGAAA
Hydractinia symbiolongicarpus is the source of this 1907-nucleotide messenger RNA. RefSeq names its product bromodomain-containing protein DDB_G0280777-like. Bases 18 to 1253 code for a protein of 411 amino acids. Lineage: Eukaryota; Metazoa; Cnidaria; Hydrozoa; Anthoathecata; Hydractiniidae. The record is from RefSeq and is a predicted model, not a curated record. Gene Ontology annotation, biological process: regulation of transcription by RNA polymerase II. Gene Ontology annotation, molecular function: DNA binding. The transcript is spliced from 2 exons. Gene Ontology annotation, cellular component: nucleus; transcription regulator complex.